Messenger RNA from Setaria italica (foxtail millet), 1513 nucleotides. Its product is annotated as beta-carotene hydroxylase 2, chloroplastic. Gene Ontology annotation, molecular function: iron ion binding; beta-carotene 3-hydroxylase activity. The coding region runs from base 161 to 1096 and encodes 311 amino acids. Gene Ontology annotation, biological process: carotene metabolic process; xanthophyll biosynthetic process. NCBI's taxonomy places the organism in Eukaryota, Viridiplantae, Streptophyta, Magnoliopsida, Poales, Poaceae. The transcript has 6 exons. The record is from RefSeq and is a predicted model, not a curated record. Gene Ontology annotation, cellular component: chloroplast.
CUCGUGGACUCGAGGUCUUAAGUAGCCUGCACCUGGUCUCCUCUCCCUUCCCCUGCCGUCACACUCCCCCCUCCCGCUCACUCGGUCCCUGUCCGUCUAUUCCCCAGAAAGUGCACGAACGGGAGGAGCCCCGGCGCCACACGGAACGCCAGCCCGAGCCAUGGCCGCCGGUCUCUCCGGCGCCGCGAUGACCAGCAGCUUCGCCGCCAAGAACCCCGCGCUGCUCGCCGCGGCGCGCCGCAGGGCGCCUCCCCUCGCCGGGCGCGCGCUGCCGUUCUCGCCGCUCACCACCGCCAGGGCCCCGCGCCGCCGCGGGCUCGGGACCGUCACGUGCUUCGUGCCGCAGGCCACGGAGGGCAAGACGGCCCCGGCCGCCCCCGUGCCGGUGCCGGUGCCAGUGCCUGAUACGGCGCUGGAGGAGGAGGCCAGGGCCGCGGCGGCGCGGCGCAUCGAGGAGAGGAAGGCGCGGAAGCAGUCCGAGCGGCGGACGUACCUGGUCGCCGCCGUCAUGUCCAGCCUCGGCGUCACGUCCAUGGCCGUCGCCGCCGUCUACUACCGAUUCAGCUGGCAAAUGGAGGGCGGCGAGGUGCCGGUGACCGAGAUGUUCGGCACGUUUGCGCUCUCCGUCGGAGCGGCGGUCGGGAUGGAGUUCUGGGCGCGGUGGGCGCACCGGGCGCUGUGGCACGCGUCCCUGUGGCACAUGCACGAGUCGCACCACCGGCCGCGGGAGGGGCCCUUCGAGCUCAACGACGUGUUCGCCAUCAUCAACGCCGUGCCGGCCAUCUCCCUCCUCUCCUACGGCUUCUUCCACCGCGGCUUCGUGCCCGGCCUCUGCUUCGGCGCGGGCCUCGGGAUUACGCUGUUCGGCAUGGCCUACAUGUUCGUCCACGACGGCCUGGUCCACCGCCGCUUCCCGGUCGGCCCCAUCGCCAACGUGCCCUACUUCCGGCGAGUCGCUGCCGCUCACAAGAUCCACCACAUGGACAAGUUCGAGGGCGUCCCGUAUGGGCUCUUUCUGGGACCAAAGGAGCUGGAGGAGGUUGGUGGCCUGGACGAGCUGGAGAAGGAGCUCGCGCGAAUCAGCCGGGCCAUGUGACCUCCACGGCGCCGUGGACGGAGCGCCCACCGCCGCGCGGGCUCUGCUCCGGGAUUUUUGUUUUUCUGUCGCUUCGUUGAUUCGAUUUAGGAGGGAGUCGAGGCCGACGAGAAGUUGAUUUGGUGACAGGCGCCCUGAUACACCGCGCGUAUUCUGGUUGUACGGGGCGUGGAUGCUGUGAACAUUUGUAUGGUCUGGGGAGGCACGGGUCGUACAUAGAAACUUUAGUGCCAUGAAAUUGUUUCUUCUUUUUUUCCUGCCAUUUUCACGUCGGCGUCUAUGUGGAGACGUCGCACGUUCUGGUCCCCUGUACUGUUCUUAUGGCUAGGAUCCUGUGUAUAACUUGUAGGGAAAUGUUGUGAACCACUUCAAGGAAAGCAAAAUUCGGUGGUUGGAAACAGUGCUGAAAAUUCAGAA